Gastrolobium bilobum is the source of this 1671-nucleotide messenger RNA. RefSeq lists its product as uncharacterized. The record is from RefSeq and is a predicted model, not a curated record. Bases 1 to 1671 code for a protein of 556 amino acids. The transcript is spliced from 2 exons. NCBI's taxonomy places the organism in Eukaryota, Viridiplantae, Streptophyta, Magnoliopsida, Fabales, Fabaceae.
AUGGAGAAGAUGGAAGAGAAGAUCAAAGCUAUUCAAGGUCCUAGUGCUUACGGAUCUCUUGGGGUGGAGGAAUUGUGCUCCACGAUGAACGUGAUUAUCCCUAAAGAUUUCAAGGUCCCAGAUAUUUCUAAGUAUGAUGGAAGUACAAACCCAAUCAUCCACCUGAAGACAUACUGCACGAAAAUGGCAAUAUGGUUCAAGGAUGAGAAUUUCCUUGUUAGUUUCUUCCAUGAGAGUUUGGCUAGUCCUGCAUUAGAGUGGUACAUCCAGAUGGAUCAUUCUAAAAUUGGUUGUUGGAAAGACUUGGCAGAUGCGUUCAUGAACCAAUAUCGAUUCAAUUUACAUACUGCCCCAACUAGAGAACAAUUGGCAGCUUUGCAAAAGGAGAACAAGGAGACCUUUAAGCAAUAUGCCCAAAGAUGGAGAACUCUUGUUGCACAAGUCCAACCUCCGCUGACACUAUCUGAGAUGUGUUCAUAUUUCCUAGGGACGUUAGGAGCUCCGUAUGUUGGGUCAAUGGCCGGUGCUGCAUAUCGGGAUUUUGCCGAUCUCAUAGCUGCAGGUGAAAGAAUUGAAAUUUUAGCCAAAGCUGGGAAGUUGCCAAUGGACUAUAGACAGAGUAGUCCUCCCAAAAAGGGAUUACAACCUAAGAAACGAGAAUCCGAAGUGAACCAUGUCAGGCAUCAACAAUCUUUUGUGCCUCGACAUCCUACACCAAACCCAAGCCACCAGAUACUAUCAUACAACCCCAUUCCAUUUACCUCUUACCAAACCCCCACACAAAACUUCCCAAACUUAAACACUGCACCAACCCCACAAUUCCAAGUCAACAACAUACCAAUGACACCACGAUAUCAUAUGGGAGUUGCUGGACAUUCCAUUGAAGAUUGUGAAGCAUUUAAAACAGCAGUAAGGAAACUGAUUACUUGUGGUAGGCUCGACACCCAAGAAGAGACCAGGCCUAAUAUUGUCAAUAACCCCGUCCCGAAUCAUGGGGGAAGGAAUCAAGUGAAUGUUGUGGAAAUAGAGGAUGCAGUGAUCAAGAAGGUUUUGAGUUUGCAUACACCCAUGUCAGAUAUAUGGGAAGGAUUGAAGAAAGCUGGUUAUGAUAUCACGGUACCAGGAUGUUCUAUGAAGGAUGAAGGAAAGUAUGAUAUAGAGUCAAGUUGUGCCUAUCACAGCGGGCACGUGGGACAUGAUACUGAAAAUUGUUGGGAUUUCAAAGUCCGUGUCCAAGGCUUGAUCACAUUGGGUGUCAUACAGGACAGGCGAAAGGAUACUUUUUCUGAAGAGGUUAGUGUGGUAGAGCGCUUCGUACUUCGAGUGCCACCCCUUAACCAAAAUCCUUUGCCUGAAAAGAUGGUAAUGAAGGUGAAGAAACCAACGCCUUUUCCUUACAAUGACACUCACGCAAUACCGUGGAAUUACAAGACAAGCGUUGAAGAAAUUGGGAAUACUUCGAGAGCCCAUACUAACAACCCUCAUUUGGAGGAACAAUCAACGAAUGCAAUAAGAGUCGGGGAGGUCACAAGAAGCUGGAGAUUUUAUGGCCCGAAAGAACCAGAAAAGAGAAAAAGCAGCAAGGAGGAUGAAGCUGAAGAAAUCAUCGCCAGUGAAAGGGAAGGUGAAGGAGAGGAAGAUGAACUCUUUAAGAUCAUGAAGCAAAGUUAA